AUGAGGAACAAACUUGCCUACAAGUCAGAAAACAUAAGAAAAGGCAGACCUGUCAUCUUCCCCAACAUAGUUAAAUCAGGAAAAGGAAUGCAGCCAGCACAUCCAAAGAUCUGCUUAGGAAGGUCAUUAGAUCUUCUGAGGAAGAACAGCAUUUACAUUACUGGACCUCUCAAAGCAGCAGGAAAUCCAUCCACUGAGGCACAAUUCUCUCAAUUAUGGCAAUCUUCUCAUGUGGAUACAUUUUCUCAGCCUCAGCUGACUGUUCAAGAGAGUGAUCAUCUGGGAUCUAACAGAGUCUUCCAUCAGAAAGUCAAUCACAGUGCUAUUUCCUUCCCACAUCUGGAAGGCCAAGCAAAACAUGGUUUGGCUGCUGACUCUGCAAACCCUCCCCCCCUUGAAAGCAGCCUGUGUCAGAUAACAAAUAACAGCUUGCAGCAUGUGCUCCCCCCUCUUCAGGAAAAUGGAAUUAUAAGUAAGUUUCCACAAUUUAACCUUCUAAACAGUCAUUCUGAAAAUGAUACCAGAGCUCAGAGAAAAUCAUCAGAACUGGAAAACACCAGCACCAGUGUCAAGCUGCCUAUGACUGCUUCAGAAGCCUUGAAAAAUUUUAGAAACCAGUUAACAGUCUAUGAACAAAAAGAAAUUUUCAAUUAUCCAGAGCUAUGGUUUCUUGGGCUGGAAGCUAAAAAGAUUGAAGGUUUGCCUGAAGCCCAGAAUAAUAGUUGUUAUGAUGAUGAGAAUGGUUCUUACCUAAAGGUUUUACAUGACCAUAUUGCGUAUCGAUACGAAGUGUUGGAGGUCAUUGGAAAAGGGUCAUUUGGGCAGGUGGCUAAAUGCUUGGAUCAUAAAACCAAUGAAUUAGUGGCACUGAAAAUAAUACGGAAUAAGAAAAGAUUUCACAGCCAGGCUUUGGUGGAAGUUAAGAUCCUUGAUGCUCUUCUGAAGAAGGACAAAGAUGAUACUCACAAUAUUAUCCACAUGAAGGAAUACUUCUACUUUCGCAAUCACUUCUGUAUUUCAUUUGAACUGCUGGGAAUAAAUUUGUAUGAGUUGAUCAAAAAGAACAAUUUCCAAGGUUUCAGUCUGUCUUUAAUUCGACACUUCACUCAAUGUGUGCUGAGAUGUUUACAAGUGCUCUACCAGGAAAGAAUCAUUCACUGUGAUCUGAAACCUGAGAACAUAUUAUUAUACCACAAAGGCCAAGGUUCAGUUAAAGUUAUUGAUUUUGGAUCAAGCUGCUAUGAACACCAAAGAGUGUACACGUAUGUUCAGAGCCGGUUUUAUCGUUCACCUGAAGUGAUUCUUGGUCAUCCUUAUGCCAUGGCUGUUGACAUGUGGAGCUUAGGCUGUAUCAUGGCUGAACUUUACACAGGUUACCCACUGUUUCCAGGGGAAAAUGAGGUUGACCAACUUGCUUGCAUCAUGGAGGUUUUGGGUCUUCCACCACCUGAUUUUAUCCAGGCUGCAUCAAGGAAGCGAACAUUCUUUGAUUCCAAAGGUUUUCCUAAAUCCAUAACCAACAGCAAGGGAAAAAAGAGAUGCCCAGACUCAAAGGAUUUAAGCACAGUGUUGAAAACUCAUGAUGCUGGUUUCUUGGACUUUCUGAAAGGAUGUCUAAUGUGGGAACCUGCUCAGCGCAUGACUCCAGAUGAAGCAAUGAAACAUGCGUGGAUCCAGGAACCAAAAAUAUGCAGAGCAAAACAGAAAAUGCAGGUUUCAAGGAAGCUGAGUGAUGGCUCUUUCUCUACGCCAGGAAAGAAAAAAGAGAAUAUCCAAAAUAUCUGGAAAGAUACAGCUGACAAUGUGAAAAGUGAACUGGGUGAAAGACUGACUCUCACUGUGCCCUCCACAGGAACAACAGAAAAUGAUGUACAGAAUCACACAAUGAAACAUGCUAUUCCAGAGAAACUUUUGGAUACUGAAAUAGAAAAGCCAAUCAAAAACGAUCAAGCAGAACACAGUGAUGAAACAGCUCUUCCAAAAAAUUCUUUCUUUUUCCCACCAAUUAAGUAAUGCAGAGUACAAGUAAUGAUUGGUUCAGUUGCAUACCUGGUGUAUUUUGUAUGUACUUGUACUCAGGAACAUAAGCUGUAUCUGUCUGAACAUGGACUGUGCAUAUUGUAGGUAUAUUUAAUGUUCAUUUUACUUUGAAAUAGUCCAGGCAACAAACCAGAAUUUGAAAAACAUUCAUUUUCCUCACCUCCAUCCUUGCUAUGUUCAGAGAUACGUUACAACUAGCAGCAAUAAAAUGGAGACUGUAGAGACAGAGUGGCUUGUUCUUGAUGUUAUAACAGACUUCUGAAUUUUAGGUUUUCCUGAAGCUAAAAGA
Messenger RNA from Cygnus atratus (black swan), 2329 nucleotides. RefSeq names its product dual specificity tyrosine phosphorylation regulated kinase 4 (gene DYRK4). The transcript has 17 exons. Bases 1 to 2013 code for a protein of 670 amino acids. The record is from RefSeq and is a predicted model, not a curated record. Lineage: Eukaryota; Metazoa; Chordata; Aves; Anseriformes; Anatidae. Gene Ontology annotation, cellular component: nucleus. Gene Ontology annotation, molecular function: protein serine/threonine kinase activity; ATP binding; protein serine/threonine/tyrosine kinase activity. Gene Ontology annotation, biological process: peptidyl-threonine phosphorylation; peptidyl-serine phosphorylation.